Molecule: messenger RNA, 1084 nt
Organism: Macrosteles quadrilineatus (aster leafhopper)
Lineage: Eukaryota; Metazoa; Arthropoda; Insecta; Hemiptera; Cicadellidae
Exons: 2
Coding region: 45-779 (244 amino acids)
Source: RefSeq, a predicted model, not a curated record
UUACAGGUAUAGUCAUCUCUAACUUGAAUCUCAUUGUUGUCACCAUGUAUCACUCGCCUAGUGGUAGUUUUGAACGCUUUUUUUAUCUACUUGACAUGUGUCUAGUUUAUUUAACUUCCCUGGGGUUAGAUAUUAUAAUCGGCACUGACCACAAUGUGAAUAUACUCAACCAUCCAAGUGAGGCCAGUGAUUUCAGGAACAUUCUCCGCAGCCAUGAUAUAUUCUUCAGUGUCAAUGAACCAACCCGUGGUCUAUCUCCUUUAGACACUGUUCUUACCAAUCUUGAUAGCUGGAGAUACAUGGCCCAUGUAAGUGUAGAUCAGAUAUCUGAUCACAAACAUGUUUUUUUUAAACUAGAUCUACCUGAAGGUGUAUCCAAACAUGGUCUGCAGGAACCUGACUACUUAAAUAAUCCUGUCAAAACUGUAACUUACAGACAAUUUAAUGAAAGUAACUACUGUUACUUUCAAUGUGUAUUGACUGAUCUGGCAGUAAAGUGGCUCUCUGAAAUAGAACCAUUUAAUGCUGAACAAUCCUUUGACUAUUUCUUUGAUAAUUUCAGAAAAGUUUUUGACUAUUGUUUUCCCUUAAGAAAUAAAACCUGCAGGACUGUGCCUCCAGCCAAGGCAAAUGCUGGGUGCAGUGUAAACAACUGGUACACACCUGAACUCUCUGCCUUUAAGAACUUUAUCCUAGGUAUCAGUGACUUAUGCAAGAGUAACCCACAAUUGCUGCCCUACCUUCGUGAUCUCAGGAAGCAUUAUCGUUUGAAGGAAUAAGGUUCUACAAUGCCUUACCCAUAACUGUAAGACAACUCUUACCGAACAAGUUUGCGACCACACUAAAAGCUUGGAUGCUUGCCAAUCCAUUCUAUUCCAUUAAAGAGUUUUGGAAUGCACAGCUUGUUACUAUUGGGUUGAACCCACAGUAGUCCAGUAGAGGUAUUACAAAAAUGUAAAUUUAUUUAUUUUUCUCUGCCUUGCAUGGCUUGCAGCAUGUGGUUUUCAUUUUAUUUGUAUUUUUAGUUGCAUGCACUGCUUUGCAUGUUUUUGAGAUCCUGCAUGUGUUUUUUUUCAGCUUUUAA